Messenger RNA from Lasiodiplodia theobromae, 1365 nucleotides. Its product is annotated as Heterokaryon incompatibility protein. Lineage: Eukaryota; Fungi; Ascomycota; Dothideomycetes; Botryosphaeriales; Botryosphaeriaceae. The transcript has 3 exons. The record is from RefSeq and is a predicted model, not a curated record. Bases 1 to 1365 code for a protein of 454 amino acids.
AUGGACACAAUCUACAGAGAUCUUGGGGGUGGAAGCAUAGAAAUUCGGCUUGUGAAGGUCCAACCUGGAACGGACCUCUCGCCAAUUGUCUGCAAGCUGGAAACCGUUUUUCUAAGGCACAACUUGGAAUACGAAGCCCUAUCGUACGUAUGGGGAGAUCCGGACGGUCCGAAGGUGACUAUUACUGUCAAUGACAAGCCAUAUCCCAUCACCGAAAAUCUCCAUGCGGCAAUCAAGCGGCUGAGAUUUCCUGAUCUUGAACGAACAUUAUGGGUUGAUGCAAUCUGCAUCAAUCAGCAGGAUGUUUAUGAGAGAUCAGCCCAAGUUGCUAUCAUGGGCGACAUCUUCCAGAAAGCUCGCAUGGUCAUAAUUUGGUUUGCAAGAGUCGUCAAAAGCUUUAACCCAACCUUCCCGCUACGUGGCAUUUCGAGAGAACCAGUUCCGGAUGACGACGAAAAGCACAGAGUCCUGCAUAGCGAUGGGGGAUCAGAGGAUCCGGGAUAUUGUUAUCACCACUUGGCUCUCCGUACGCCUCGAUAUGGUCGCGACAUAAUGGAGCGGGCAUGGUGGAAGCGCGUCUGGACUCUGCAAGAGCUUGUCCUUGCCACUGAGGCAACAUUUGUCUGUGGCGGAUACUCCAUCAGCUGGGACGACCUGGACAGGUGCAUCAGACACCUCAAAUGGGCCGGGCCUGACUUUACAAAGCCGGAAGAUCCCCUUUACCUUAUGAGACAUCAUCUGACAUUUUCCUCCUUCCGGGAAAAGAGGCUCGGCCGGAAGAAGAUUCCACUCCUUUCCCUCAUCAAAGCUUGGCGUGAACAUUCAGCUACCGACGCGAGAGAUUAUAUCUAUGCCUUUCUUGGCCUUAUUUCAGACUACCGCCAGUUCGAACCCAACUAUUCCAAAACUGAAGAGGAAGUCUACAUCGACUUCGCGAAGCAUUGCAUUCUCACAACAUCCCACCUCAAUGUACUCAGCGCUGCUGGCUACCAUAAAGACCUUAGAGUCCCGUCUUGGGUCCUGGAUAGCACAUGCUUCGCUGAAAGAUCAAGGCCUCAGUACCUGACCGACCUGGACCGGGAGAGCAGCAUUUUUGCGGCCACUGGCACAUCCACAUCCACAGCAUGUGUCACCGACGACUUGACACUACAAGCCGAGGGCUGGAUUGUCGGCGUCGUUGAGAAUGUAGGAACAGUUGCUCCACCGUUGGAGAAUCUUGACUACAUGAAAGUUCUCUCGGACUGGGAGCAGGUUGUGUUCCGCAAGUUCGGCGACAGCGGAGACUGCUCCAGAGCGGCCUCCAAGUCUGGCCCCAAGAUGACCCAGAAGCGCCCUACUCCCUUCGAGUAUUACGGACUUCCAUAG